This is a messenger RNA of Glarea lozoyensis ATCC 20868, 1035 nucleotides long. RefSeq lists its product as uncharacterized. The coding region runs from base 1 to 1035 and encodes 344 amino acids. The transcript has 3 exons. Lineage: Eukaryota; Fungi; Ascomycota; Leotiomycetes; Helotiales; Helotiaceae. Gene Ontology annotation, biological process: rRNA processing. The record is from RefSeq and is a predicted model, not a curated record. Gene Ontology annotation, cellular component: nucleus.
AUGGGCUCUAGUGCUAGGAAGAAGAAAGAGAAGAAGAAGGACUUUCAAAAACCGAAAUUGAGAGUUGGGAAAACGAAAGCAAAAGCGGACAAUUUCACGGAUACCAGUUUCAAGAGCAAAUCAAUUGUUGUCAACCAACAGUCUCUAUCAACUUCGGCAAAAUCGUCAUCUUCACAGUUCGCUCAUUAUCUUUCAUUAGCCUCAUCUUCAAAGUCGGAUACUCAAAGACGAGAUGCGCUUGCGUAUCUUACUACACAGCUUUCAUCCCAGCCCGUAAAUGAGCCAAUGCCUCUACCAACUGCAAUUAUUUUGCCAAAAUUACUACCAUUGAUUUUGGACGGAACAUCGUCGGUCAGAUCGCAACUUCUUAAGUUCCUCCGCCUGCUUCCACCAUCCGAUGUGGGUGACCGAGCUGAGCAAUCACUGCUUUACACUCGAGCUGGCAUGACACAUCUUGCCGCUGAGAUUCGAGUCGAUGCACUAUCUAUUCUUGAAUGGUUAUUAGAAGUGGCCAAAGAUGAUGUGGUCACAUGUCCUGGUGGAUGGAUGAAGACCUUGAAAAGUUUCAUGACUAUGAUGGGCUGGGCCACAAGUAGUGGAUCUACCAAGUGGACGUCCGCUAGCAAGUCAUCUUUUGGCAAAUUUGCUUUUGGAAAAGCUGGCAAAGCUUUCCCUCGGCAAUUACUAGUACUUGCUCAAUUUCUGAAAGCUGGCUUGGUGGAGCCAGAAGACUCAUUGCCUACUAGUGAAGGCACAGCGACGUUUCCAAUUUGCCAAGUAGGAAUGCAUAUGAUCCCUACACGAUCGAAUGCCUUCGCGCAUUUGAACCUGUUUGGGACAUCAAGAGACGAAGAUGGAGAGAUGUACAUUGAUAGGGAAGACCGGCAGAGAGUGUUUCAUAAGAAUUUUCGUGCAGCUGUGGAGGAAGGGAUCUCGACGGCGCAGAAGGAAGCUGGCGAAGCUGGCAGAGCUGCGGCUGUCUUGAGCAAGGUCGUCCGAGAUGGUAUGGCCGAUUAUACAGACAUUGAUGAUUGA